Molecule: messenger RNA, 1107 nt
Organism: Hemisphaericaspora subhashii
Lineage: Eukaryota; Fungi; Ascomycota; Pichiomycetes; Serinales; Debaryomycetaceae
Product: putative polyadenylation protein
Exons: 1
Coding region: 1-1107 (368 amino acids)
Biological process (GO): protein polyubiquitination; proteasome-mediated ubiquitin-dependent protein catabolic process; protein monoubiquitination
Cellular component (GO): cytosol; ubiquitin ligase complex; nucleus
Molecular function (GO): ubiquitin protein ligase activity; ubiquitin conjugating enzyme binding; cyclin binding
Source: RefSeq, a predicted model, not a curated record
AUGUACUUUGCCGAACAUCUCCCUAGAGUAAAUACAAUAUCAAUAGUAGUAGAAUUGCCAUCAGGAUUCAUACCUUCUAAAAUACACCCAUUCCUGCCACAGUCACUCCAUCUCAUCCCAACUACUACCGAUCACCAACCAAUUGAAAUAAAACUCCCAAUAUCAAUCCCACAGAACAACGAGCUCAAAAUCUCAGGACUAAAACUCCAAAACCAAACCCUAUCAUUUUCAAUCCUUCUCCAAUCCACUACGGCCAUCACUCACACUAACAAUGAUCAGUCAGUCUCCGAAUUCAUGAAUCUUCAACAAUCCCAAAAAUGGUCCUGUAAAGACCUUCAAUCAAAAACACCAAACCCCACAAAUAAUUCACACCAAUUUGAAUUCAUUUGUUCCAAUUGUGAUGCCAUGAUUAUAGACUCAGCGAAGUAUUUGUUUAUGGAUAUGCCGAGUGAAUAUUGGUAUGAAUUGAUGGAUUUUUGGCAUUGUCAUAAACCUGACCAUGGCCAUACUGGAGAUGUCGUUAAAGAUUAUGAAGGGGUGCUUAAACCGAAUGAUGAUAGAAGCGUUAUUAUCGGGAAUUGUUAUUUUCUACAGUUGUGUAAUGAGAAGUUGGAGGUUGAAGGGGAUGAAGUGAGAUGUGAGAGGUGUAAGCAUAGGGUUGGGGAGAAGUAUGAAGGAGUUUUCAAGUUGUAUAAGUGGAGAUUGAAGUUGAAAUAUACCAAAGAUAUAGAAGUAGCGAUAGAGAAGUUUGAUUCGAAGUUGUUUAUAUAUAAUUCUAUAAUUGAUAAGAUCAAUUCAUUGGCUACUAGAAGGUUUAAAUUUAAGAUGAAUAACGACAAAUGGAAAUAUUUAUGGGUAAUGAACCUUGGGUUGGAUAUUUCAUUAGAUGAAAAUGUACAUAAUGAUGCACUAAAAGUGUUAAUUGCAGAUGACAUAGAUUCGCAGUCACAAGAUUCAUACGAAGUUAUGGAUAUACCGUAUCCUGAUAUCGCUCAAGAAUUAAUCAAUCAUCUAUUAGAAACAAAUUCUAAAUUGCCUAAAUCUAUAAAUAGUCUAUCUAUUGGAUCGAAUACCUUUUUAGUUAGUUAUUAUGUGUCGAACUGUUAA